CACAACUCUCACUCAGAAACAUCAACGACAAACGGUUAUAUCAGUCUUUUUAGCAGUUGAAAAUGGCAGACGUGGCAGCAAAGGAGAGGAGGAUACUAGUGGCCGUCGAUGAAGGAGACGAGAGCAUGCACGCACUCUCCUGGUGCCUCAGCAACCUCAUCUCCGAGAAUUCCAAAGAUGCCCUUCUCCUCCUCUACGUCAAACCCCCCCGCGCCGUUUACUCCACCCUCGACGGCACCGGGUAUUUGUUUUCGUCCGAUAUAAUGGCGGCCAUGGAUAGGCACGGUUAUGACGUGGCAGAAUCCGUUCUUGAAAAGGCCAAGCGGAUGUGCAAAGACCUUCACGAUGUUAAGGUGGAGAGUAUAAUAGAGGAUGGUGAUCCGAGAGAUGUGAUUUGCCAGAUGACACAGAGAUUGGGUGUUGAUGUGUUGGUUAUGGGUAGCCGUGGUUAUGGCCUGAUUAAGAGGGCUUUCCUUGGAAGUGUGAGCAAUCACUGUGCACAGAAUGUGAAGUGCCCUGUUUUGAUCGUCAAGAAGCCCAAAUCUACUGUUGCAAACAACUGAUGCAUUUUUUUUUUCUGUCUCUUCAACCUCUUAUGUGGCUCUUGUACAAAAAUUUUCUUGCAGGCCCUUGUAAUAUAUAUAUAUAUAUAUUGUUUUUGGGGUUCCAG
Messenger RNA from Juglans regia (Persian walnut), 670 nucleotides. RefSeq names its product universal stress protein YxiE-like. The record is from RefSeq and is a predicted model, not a curated record. NCBI's taxonomy places the organism in Eukaryota, Viridiplantae, Streptophyta, Magnoliopsida, Fagales, Juglandaceae. The coding region runs from base 63 to 563 and encodes 166 amino acids. The transcript is spliced from 4 exons.